Bathycoccus prasinos is the source of this 330-nucleotide messenger RNA. RefSeq lists its product with no specific name. The record is from RefSeq and is a predicted model, not a curated record. Lineage: Eukaryota; Viridiplantae; Chlorophyta; Mamiellophyceae; Mamiellales; Bathycoccaceae. Gene Ontology annotation, cellular component: endoplasmic reticulum membrane; signal peptidase complex. The transcript has a single exon. Bases 1 to 330 code for a protein of 109 amino acids. Gene Ontology annotation, biological process: protein targeting to ER.
AUGGUUGAUUUUGAAGGCCAAAAGUUCGUGGAAACGUUCACCGUCUCGGUCGUUUCUUCGACUGCCUCGGUCGGUUUUGUGCUCGGGUACCUGUUGCAAGACUACGACUUGAUGCGGAAUUUAAUUUUCGCGGGAAUUGUCGCCUCUGUGGUGGUCACGCUCCCGAGUUGGCCGUUUUUGAAACGCAAUCCGAUCGCAUGGAGGGAGAUCGACGACGAGCAUCCUUCGGCGAAAGAAGAGGACGAGAUUGAAGAGGAGGACGAUGAGGAGGCGAAGAAAGACAAGAAAGAGAACGCUCUGAAACGAAUGAUCCGGCGGGUUUUCGUGUAG